Messenger RNA from Cheilinus undulatus (humphead wrasse), 3786 nucleotides. It is a transcript of the gene jakmip3, whose product is annotated as Janus kinase and microtubule interacting protein 3. The coding region runs from base 1 to 2523 and encodes 840 amino acids. NCBI's taxonomy places the organism in Eukaryota, Metazoa, Chordata, Actinopteri, Labriformes, Labridae. The transcript has 23 exons. The record is from RefSeq and is a predicted model, not a curated record. Gene Ontology annotation, molecular function: microtubule binding; kinase binding.
AUGUCAAAGCGAGGUGCAGGGGGGCGGGCAAAGGGGGAGCGACCAGAUGCCAUGGCGACCCUUCAAGCAGCCAAUGAGGAGCUAAGAGCCAAACUAACAGACAUCCAAAUUGAACUACAACAAGAGAAGAACAAGGUGAGCCGUUUGGAGAGGGAGAAGACGGCAGAGUUGAAGGCGGAGCAUCACAGAGCGACCGUUGCCAUGACGGAGCUGAAGACCAAGCUCCAUGAGGAGAAGCAGAAGGAGCUCGCCGUUACCAGGGAGACGUUAUUACGGCAACACGAGAUGGAGCUGAUGAGAGUCAUCAAGAUCAAAGACGGCGAGAUCCAGCGUCUCAACAGCCUGGUGGGGACGCUGAGGGACGGAUCAGCUGACAAGGUGAGGAGCGCACUGAUGGUGGAGGUGGAGGAGGCUAGGAGGAGCUGGGACACAGAGCGCUGUCGCCUCCAACAGGAAGUGAUGGAGCUGCGGGGAGCAAAGAGGAGCGCCGAGGACGCUCUGAACUCGGCUCAACAAGCCUGUCAGGCCAGAGCAGCCGAGCUCCGAUCAGCUCAUCACCAACACCAGGAGGAGCUGAACCGAACAAAAAGAGAGUGUGAGAGAGAGAUACGGCGCCUGAUGGAUGAGAUAAAGCUGAAGGAUCGAGCCGUCAGUGUUUUGGAUAAAGCCCUCGGCCUUCAAGCUGGCCACGCCCACCGCCUCCAGCUGCAGACUCAGGCUGCUGAGCAGCAAAUCGCAGCCCUUAGAGAUGCCCAGAGGGCGGGGCUAACGCCACCUGGCCAAGGGCCUAGCCUUGUCCCUAGCACGCCUGCUCACAUCUCUCAAGAAGAUCGUGACACUCGUCGGUUCCAGCUGAAGAUCGCUGAACUCAGUUCAGUGGUCAGAAAGCUAGAGGAUCGUAACGCUCUGCUAUCAGAGGAACGCAACGAGCUGCUAAAGCGUCUGAGGGAGGCGGAGUCUCAGUUCCUUCCUCUUCUGGAUAAAAACAAGCGUCUGAGCAGGAAGAACGAGGACCUGGCCCUCGCUGUACGUCGCCUCGACAACAAGCUCCGCUUUGUCACCCAGGAAAACAUGGAGAUGGUAACUAUGAGACGGCCGAGUUCUCUUAAUGACCUUGACCGUAGCCGCUCAUCCAGUUACCAUGGUUACAGCCAGGACGACCGCGAAAUGGAGUUUCUGCGGUUACAGGUCCUGGAGCAGCAACACAUCAUCGAGGACCUGUCCAAGGCUCUGGAGACGGCUGGUUAUGUGAAGAACGUCAUCGAGAGAGACAUGUUGCUGAGGUACCGGCGACAAGACUCAGUGAGGAGGAAACGAACAUUCAGAGCCUGCAGGGUCAUUGAGACAUUCUAUGGUUAUGAUGAAGAGGCCUCCUUUGACUCUGAUGGAUCGUCUCUGUCGUUUCACACUGACAGGACUCCAGAUACUGAACCAGAGGAGAUGUGUGUGCGGGAGGAGGCGGAGCUUCGUUAUCGCCAACUGACCCAGGAAUAUCAGGCGCUGCAGCGGGCGUACGCUCUGCUGACAGAGACCUGUGGAGGAAACUACGACGCUGAGAAGGAAAUCAAGACUAGAGAGCAGCUGCUCAGUGAAAUCAGUCGUUAUGAGAGCAGAGUGGCCGAUCUGGAGUCAGCCCUAAAACAACAAGGACUGGAUGUAAAGUGGGUGGAGGAGAAGCAGGCAUUGUAUCAGAGGAACCAGGAGUUAGUGGAAAAGGUGCGUCAGCUGGAAGGUGAAGGGGUUUGUCUGAGAAACGACAUCCAGGACAUCAGAGACCAGAAUGAGCUGCUGGAGUUUAGGAUAUUAGAGCUGGAGGAGCGUGAGAGACGCUCACCUGCCAUCAACUUCAGCCAGUAUCAUUUCCCAGAAGGCCUCAGUCCUCUGCAAAUCUACUGUGAAGCUGAAGGAGUAACUGAGAUCAUCAUCAGUGAGUUGAUGAAGAAGCUGGACAUCCUGGGAGAUAACGCCGUAAGUAAUCUUACCAAUGAGGAGCAGGUGGUGGUCAUCCACGCCAGGACGGUGCUCACCUUAGCCGAGAAGUGGUUGGAGUCCAUUGAGGUGAUGAAGUCAGCGCUGCAGCAGAAGAUGCUGGACAUCGAGAGUGAGAAGGACCUGUUCAGUAAACAGAAGGGUUACCUGGAUGAGGAACUGGACUACAGGAAGCAGUCUAUGGAUCAGGCUCAUAAGAGGAUCCUGGAGCUGGAGGCCAUGUUGUUUGAUGCUCUCCAGCAGGAGGAGGGGCUAAAAAUGGAGGCGGGCCAUCUGUCUGAAACACUUUCAGACAGUGAGAGGGAGGAGCUUCGGAAGGCAAUGGACCAAUGGAAACGAACCGUGAUGUUUGAGCUGAGGGAGCGAGACGCCCAGAUCCUCAGAGACAGGAUGGAAAUACUCCAGCUGACCCAGCAGAGGAAUAAGGAGCUGGAGGAGUUUAUUGAAGCACAGAAGCGACAGAUUAAAGAACUGGAGGAAAAGUUUCUGUUCCUGUUUUUAUUUUUCUCUUUGGCUUUCAUCCUGUGGUCCUAACGGCAACAGGGCCGUCAGGCUUCAACAAUCCAGCUGUUGAGACCCUGGCACUCUGGAUCAGUGGAGAUCAGACAAAUGGACUAAAGGACGGGAUGACAGGAUAACUUGAAAGGUUGAAUUUAGUCACACACUGACCUAUGACCCUCCUCUGGCUGCUGUCUGUCAGUUAGAGCAAAGCUAGGCUGUCAGGUGACUGUGACGCUUCACCCCCACGGACUGGAACCAUGACCACAAAAUUCCUGAGAGACUGGCACUGGUGACCUAGGGUGCUAAACUGGUGCUAACUUCAUAAUGUGUUGGUUUAGCUCGCUAAGAUAGCUGGGUCAGCUUGGUUGGCUCAGCUAACUAGCUAAGUUAGCUGGGUCAGCAUGGUUGACUCAGCUAACAAGCUAAGAUAGCUGGGUCAGCAUGGUUGGCUCAGCUAACUAGCUAAGAUAGCUGGGUCAGCAUGGUUGACUCAGCUAACAAGCUAAGAUUGCUGGGUCAGCAUGGUUGACUCAGCUAACUAGCUAAGAUAGCUGGAUUAGCAUAGCUGACCUCAAUGAAGUAGUUUUAAGGGUCAAAGUUCAGUGAUGUGCUGUUCAGCUAGCAUGAUAUCAUAGGAGCUGGUCAAAUGUGGCGUUCUCGUCUGCUCUGGGAAACAUUCAGAUCAUCUUCCCUUCAACCUGCUUGGCUGACCAACUGGCCGACAACGGUUCUCAUGGACCUAUGGUUACCGUUGGCAACCAUGAUAUAACAGAAUCAAGCUAGGACCAAACAGUGACGAGGGACGGACGCUGUCAACACACCAGCAGGUCUAUGGAGGUCAGAGGUCAGAGCUGCCAUGAGACAAGAGCCGAGGAGACAGAGCAUGAAGUUUAAAAAAAUAACCUGAAACAGUUUUAAACCUGGGUUAGUUUUAACCUGGAUUAGGUUCCACCUGGGUAAGGUUUAUCCUGGGUAAGGUUUAACCUGGGUAAGGUUUAACCAUGAGUCUGUUCAGUUUACUAUCCUGACUUUGGACCUAAAGGGAACAGACCAUAAAAAGAACAUUUUCAGCAAAUAUGUCACUUCUUUAUGGAGGAGACCAACAAGUCCAUGCAGAGAUCUGCCCACACCACGGAUAAGCUUCAACCAUCGGCAAACACCGCUCUGGAUCUGUUUCCAAACAAAGCAACUAGAGACAGAUUGAACAAUACCCAACACGGCCAACGCAACCAGACAACCAACACAACCAGAUACGGCCAACACAACCAGACACGGCCAAUGCAACCAGACAGCCAA